AUGACCCCGUCGAUUUUUAGCGAUUCACGCCCUCACUCAUCUAAGGUGUCAGCUCUCAGGUCAAUUCUCCCAUCUGGUGGACACAAGAGAAGCAAAUCUGCCUUCGAAGCCCUCGUUAGCAGCCCUACCAAUAACCCGUUGGCAACCAACUGCUUUCUCCCGGUCGACCACCCCCACUACCGUCAACAGCAGCCAUAUCAUGAUCGUGAGGCUAAUCGGAAUGCCUCAAACUCUCGUUCUCCAUUACAAGAUAAUGCAAACCCUCCUGGAAACGCACUUCAUAAGAGAUCUAAGAGUACUCUGUCUCUCAAGUCACUCCUAAAGGAUAAAACCCCCAAGGACCAGCCCCAGAAGGAACCAGUAAAGCAAGAAGCUCCCAAAAGGAACAAACCAAAGAAGACAAAAUCGUCCACCAGCUUAUCAUCGCUUUUCAGGAAGAACCAGCCUCGCCAAAAGGACAACCACUCCGGAUCCAGGGAUAAAGAGAAUUUCUCUCCUUCUGACAUUUUCGAUGACACGACAUCUACUGCCGCAAGUGUUUAUAUCCCAAAUUUGGCCCCGGACCCUAACCCCGUCUCCCGUUAUGUUCCACAGGACAGGCGGACAGUGGCUGAGGAAAUGUCGCUUUACACUCCUCAGGGGUAUUCUCCAUCAAAGCAGAGAAACUUCCAUGAUCACCAUAGACCGAGUCUCACACGUUCCGACAAGUCAAGACGUAAAUCGGAUUCUAUCCCUUCUACUUCUUCCGGCGUUAGGGAGAUGCUAGCAGCGGGUCGUAAGCCAAGUCCUCUAGGUCCGCACAAUUCAAAUGUUCCUGAACGGAAAAGCAGCUCUGCCAGUAACUCUCAGAAUUCAACCAAGUCCGACGAGACCCCAGGGAAAAGAAGAAUCUCGAAUGGACGUAGAAGCUCCCGGGUUAUGGCUGCAAUUGCAGCUUUCAAUGCCAAGGACCAGCACACCACAGAUACUAGACAGAAUGACCCUAAAUCCACCGCUAUUGAAAACGCGUUCGAGCAGCUAUUGGAAUCUCGAAAUAUCCCUCUCAACAUGCGUGAUAAAAUGAGGGCACUGGAUACCAAUAUCAAAGCAGACUUCGUGAACAAACAUGAAAUGACGCCAACUACCCCAUCUUCCUCAAGUCAGAAGAGGUUUGGACUCUUCAGCAGUGACAAGGAAGCUGACAAGAACCCCGAGGGUGGAUCCCGCGGUAAAUCAGCAACCAAGACACGAGCUCGGAGCCGUACGUUCACGAAAAAUGAUUCCUCUACAUCCAAGAAAAAAGCGGAAACUACUCCUUCCAAGCGCCCUAAGUCUGUGGACUUUUCCAGACCUUCUAGUUCUUCCUCCCGUGGCAUAUCCGCGUCUGUGCUUAGCUCUUUCCAGUAUAUACGCACCCCCAAGGAUGCCGACGAACCAUCAGAUUUUGUUCAUUACCUUAAAGAGGUGCAAAAACCAGAAAUUGUUGAGAUUACCAAACUUCACAAACUUCGAAUCUUGCUGCGAAAUGAAACUGUAACCUGGGUCACUGAAUUCAUGUCCUGUGGAGGAAUGGACGAGCUCAUACAGUUACUCUACAGGGUUAUCAAAGUGGAGUGGAGGGAGGAACAUGAAGAUACGCUCAUGCACGAAGUUUUACUUUGCUUAAAAGCCUUAUGCACAACUACGACUGCCCUCAACCGCCUUCGCGCGAUAGAGAGCCACCUUUUCACAACCCUACUAAAUAUGCUUUUCGAUGACGACAAGAAAGGUCCAAGUGAAUUCAGCACUCGCGGAAUAAUUAUCAGUUUGUUAUUCACCCUCCUAUCCAACGCUGGCCCUGAUGAGCAAGCAUCUCGCGCUCAUACUAUCCUCUCCUAUAUGCGCGACCCAGCACCACCAGAGACAGCUCAGCCACUUUCAUUCAUUGCCAAUAUUUACCAGCCUCGGCCAUACCGAAUCUGGUGCAAAGAAGUAACUAAUGUUACAAAGGAAGUUUUCUGGAUGUUCUUACAUCACUACAAUGUUGUCCCCGUUACAACAUUAGAAGAUGACCCAGUUGACCCUUCUCAACCCUAUUCUAAACGCCACUUCCCUCCACCACACCCCCCUGUCCCUGCUGCCCCAUAUAUUGGUGGAGUUGAAUGGGAGGCCACAAGUUACCUUGCAAAUCAUCUAGACCUUAUGAAUGGAAUUAUUGCAUCUAUGCCAACGACUGAGGAGCGCAACAAACUCAGGACAGAUCUAAAGGCAUCCGGUUUUGAGAAGGUGAUGGGAAGAAGUCUCCGCACAUGCAAGGAACAAUUCUAUCCCGCCCUUCAUGCUGGCUUGAAGGUCUGGGUUGCUGCCGCUGCGGAGGAUGGAUGGGACUAUCAGUUCGUCCGUGAAGGACCCCCAAGAGAUGCUCCACCAAGCAGUCCCUUGAAGACAGCUGGUAACCAGAGCCCAAAGAAGAAGCCAGGAAUUGUGAGCGAAGCUCCCCCACGUCUGGACUUGAACGUUGGUGUUACAAGUCCAGGGCAGAGAAAGUCAAGCGAUGAUUGGCUAUGA
Molecule: messenger RNA, 2526 nt
Organism: Microsporum canis CBS 113480
Lineage: Eukaryota; Fungi; Ascomycota; Eurotiomycetes; Onygenales; Arthrodermataceae
Product: GTPase binding protein Rid1
Exons: 3
Coding region: 1-2526 (841 amino acids)
Biological process (GO): actin cytoskeleton organization
Molecular function (GO): actin binding; small GTPase binding
Source: RefSeq, a predicted model, not a curated record